GACAAACUGGGAAACACACUAGCAUUCCAACAACACCAGCUACAGAACGCUGCUCACGUGCAACAGUCAAGACCAAAGCAGAGGACAUUCUCCAGGAUCUUGGACACAGAAAGCUUCAACUGACUUUCUAUAACCAUGGCAAAGGUUUUCAAGAAGACCAGUGGAAAUGGUUCGCUUUGCCUUUAUUUGGGGAAAAGAGACUUUGUGGACCAUGUGGAAAGUGUUGAUUCAGUUGAUGGGGUGCUCAAGAUUGAUCCUUCAGAUCUUAAUGGAAGGAAAGUCUGGGUACAGCUUGCAUGUGCCUUCCGCUAUGGAAAAGAUGAUCUGGAUGUGAUUGGAGUUUCCUUUAGGAAAGACAUCUGGAUAAAGCGCAUACAGAUGUAUCCCUUUGAGGGAACCAAGCCCCCAAAUACACCAAUGCAGGAAGCGCUUCUGAAGAAAGCUGGAGAUCAAGGACAUCCCUUCACUUUUGAUGUAAAUCUAAACUUAUGCGUCUGCUUAAGCAUUGAAAAAAACAAUCAAGGACGUCCUUCAUUUGUGUCUCUCCCUGUUCUGUCUCAGAUUCCAAUACAUCUUCCAUGCUCAGUGUCCCUUCAGCCAGCACCAGAGGAUGCCGGGAAGCCUUGCGGGGUUGACUAUGAAGUCAAAGCCUACAUUGCAAAUGAAGCAGACAGCAUAGAUGAGAAAGUUGAGAAGAAGGACACUUGCCGUUUGAUCAUCCGCAAAAUACAAUAUGCACCAAAUGAGAUAACAGCCGGACCCAAGGCCGAUCUCAACAAACAGUUUAUGACGGCGGACAAACCAAUUCACUUGGAAGCCUCCAUGGAGAAGGAGCUCUACUAUCACGGCGAUCCCAUUCCUAUCAAAGUCAAAGUGAACAAUGAGACCAGUAAAGUAGUGAAGAAAGUCAAAAUCAGUAUUUACCAAAUUACAGAUGUAUUGCUUUACUCAGCUGACAAAUACCACAAAUGUGUCCUGAAUGAAGAAUUUGGUGACCAAAUUAAUGCAAACUCCACCUUUGAGAAGGAAUAUAGUGUCACUCCUCUCCUGGCCAAUAACAAAGAGAAACGUGGCCUUGCACUGGAUGGCAAACUGAAAGAUGAAGAUACCAACUUGGCUUCUUCAACAAUUCUGCAACCCGACAUGGAUAAGCAAAUCCAAGGUGUCAUUGUCUCCUACAAAAUAAAGGUUACCCUCGUGAUGGGAGGUGGUCUCUUGGGAAGCCUCACAUUAAGUGAUAUUACCGUUGAACUCCCUCUGGUUCUAAUGUCACCCAAACCAGCAGAAGUGACUGAUAUCAACCUCGAAUAGAUUCUACAGCCAGUGACGGUGAGGAGCAAGUCGAGAUACACUCAGGAAUAGAUGCCGAUACCAAACAACCCCAUUUCAUGAGCCAUAGACGAAUUGUUGCAAAUAACUGUGUAAAAGGAAUGAUCUUGUAUAAUGUUAAACAAGGCCUAAAGGCUUUGUAUGAUGAAUUCAAUGGCACUGAAGCAUUGGUUUGAUGCUUUUUAAUUUAUUUCUUUUUUUUUUUUAUAUAUAUAUAUAUUUAUUUUAAUUUUUUUUGUUUUUUGUUUAUUUCUUCUGCCUUUUAUCAUGGAAACUCAGUUUAAUAGUGUUUUAGGUUAUUUUUGUAUGUGAAUUAGAUAUGUAAAAUAUCAGAGAGUAAUACAUUUACUUUUAUAAUAAUUAUAUUAUUAUAAUUGUAUAUUUAAUUUUAUUUUUGUUGUAAAUUGUUUUUGUCUGGCUGUGGUGAUGGUGGAAAUCAAUAAAAAAAAAUUGGACUGUUA
Molecule: messenger RNA, 1790 nt
Organism: Pimephales promelas (fathead minnow)
Lineage: Eukaryota; Metazoa; Chordata; Actinopteri; Cypriniformes; Leuciscidae
Source: RefSeq, a predicted model, not a curated record